Musa acuminata AAA Group (dessert banana) is the source of this 3194-nucleotide messenger RNA. RefSeq lists its product as uncharacterized. The transcript is spliced from 14 exons. Lineage: Eukaryota; Viridiplantae; Streptophyta; Magnoliopsida; Zingiberales; Musaceae. Bases 1270 to 2892 code for a protein of 540 amino acids. The record is from RefSeq and is a predicted model, not a curated record.
AAACUAUUAAAAGAAUCUGGAGAGGAGAACCAGAAGUCAGAAUCUUGUUCUGCUUUUUAGUUUACAGAUGAUGAUGUCUUCUCCAUUGGAGAUCUACAUGUCAGCUUGUUGAGCCAGCCAUGGAUGGUGGAAUUACAUCGAAGACUUGAGUUCCAUGGAUGCACUGCUUCAUCGCCACUCCACCUCUCCUAUAAUCAACCACUACUGUGGCAGCUGCUGGAAGUUGCUUUUUGCCUCUUUUUUUUUUAUUUGAAUCAAAUUCAUUCUUACCAAUUGCACAACAAUGUAUCAAUCAUCAUAAUAUCUUGACACAAAUGUGGGAGAUGAUGCAGGUUUGACUGACAUCUAUGAUUGCCGGGCUAUUGGAUUUUCAUCCAUGUUUGUGAUACCCAAGGUUUUAAGGACGAUGAAGACGACAGAAAUGUGGACAAAUUCUUCGAGGAUUUGGGAUCGGAUGCGAAGCAAAAGGUAUCGAUCUGCGCUGAUUAUUGGCCUUGACACCAAAACUCAACCAGAGAGGAAAAGUUCCACCACUUGUCUUCUGAUUUCUUGAGAGGUAAACCAGAAAGGUGAACCACCCAAGAGAGGAUGUCAAAGGUCAAUGCCUCUGGUUGUGUGUUUGGUGGUCCUCUAAGCACUCAUAGGCAGAGUUGGACUCUUCCUGUCUUAGGCUUAAAACCUUACUUAUUGGUUGUCUGAUUGCUUGGAUUGUACUGCAUGUUGCACUUCACACUAGGAAGACUGAUCUACUUGGUGGGAGCUGUAGAGAUCUGAAGACUCGUUUGGCCAUUGUUCAUCUCAGCAACCUUUGAGCUGCUUCCACCGAUCUGUGUGCUUAUGGAAUUCGAGGGGAAAUGUUACAAUAUCCAAAUGCAGGAUGCGAAAUGCCAAAGUUAUUUUUUGGAGAAAAUGCUUCGAGUGGACAAGAUAUCUUCAAGGCACAAGCGCUCCAAGAGAUUUUUGGGAAAGUUGAAGUUAUAUUACUGCUAGAGAUAAGUGGAAGUAGUGUUCUUUCUAUAGGAAAGCUAUGACAUUCAUUUCCUAACCUAUGUUUGCUUAUCAUUGCUGGUCUUUAAUGUCAGUGAAUCCUACCAGAGAAACAGAGAAGUUGAAUUGGAGACUCUGCCUGGAUCAAUCCACCAUGCUAAGCCGGUCAUUGGAGAGUCUACCGGUGACAGUGAGAUCAGAAAUAAGCCAUUGCCUGAAGCUAGUGUCCGAAGUUCAUUGAAGUAUGAGAUUCUGCAGCUUGAGAAGCGGCUACAAGAUCAAAUGAUGAUGCGAUGUGCUAUAGAAAAGGCAAUGGGAUUUGGCUCUUCUGCAGUUUGCUCCUCAAAUGAAAGAUCAGUGCCAAAGCCUACAAAGGAACUGAUAAGGGAGAUAGCUGUAUUGGAAUUAGAGGUUAUGCAUCUAGAGCAGUAUCUGUUAUCACUUUAUCGCAAGGCUUUUGAUCAGCAAACAUCCACAUUAUCUCCCCCUGCUAGUGAGAAUCAAUUGAAAAAGCCAUUGAAUUCCAAACCUGAGUUGCUCCACGAAUCUGCAAAACUCAGAAUCUCAUCUAAUAGAGGAAACUCAAGAGUGCAAUCUAGUCAGACAGAGCUGCCUCAGAAAUGGACUGCCGACUUGGUUAAUGAAGGUUGUGAAAUCAAGUGCCAGGAAGCUCUAUUAGGUCCUGGCAUUCGUCGCAGCCAUUCUUCUCUUUCUUACCGUGCAACUUGUUCUGCUAGGAUUUCACCCUCACAAGAAAGUCUAGCUAGAGCUCUUCACUCAUUCCAUUCUCAACCUUUGUCUUUUCUCAAGGCAAAACAAAAUGUUAAUUCUGGGGUGAUCAGCUUAGCCGAAUAUCUUGAGACUGGUAUCACUGAUGAUGUUCCAGAGUCUCCUAAUAGACUUUCAGAAGACAUGGUUAGAUUAAUGGGUGCUGUAUAUUGCAAACUUGUUGACCCUCCUUUGGUUUUUCAUGGCUUUUCAUCUUCUCCGGCUUCAUCCUCCUCAUCUAUGAGUGCACUAUCUCCCCACUAUCCCGGAGAAUUGUGGAGUCCUGGUUAUAAAAGGGAAUCUAAUCUAGAUUCUAGCUUGAUAAAUCCUUUUCAAGUUGAAGGACUGAAAGAAUUCAGUGGACCAUACAACGCAAUGGUGGAGGUGCCUCUUAUUCGUAGAGACCGUCAAAGACUGAGGGAUGUUGAAGACAUGCUACAUAACUACAAGUUAAUCCUUCAUCGAUUGGAGAUAGUUGAUCCAAGGAAGUUGAGAAAUGAUGAAAAGCUUGCCUUUUGGAUAAACAUACACAAUGCUAUAAUCAUGCAUGCAUACGUCGAAUAUGGAAUUCCCGAGGGGAAUGCGAAAAAGACUUCUUUGUCGAUCAAGGCUAUGUGCUCCAUAGGUGGUCGUUCUAUAAAUGCAGCUAUGAUACAAACUUAUAUUCUUGGGUGCAGGACACACUGUACUGGGCAGUGGCUUUGGACAUUGCUCUAUCCAAGGUUGAAGCACAAGGCUGGAGUCCAAUGGAAAUCCUACGCAAUUGAACAACCAGAACCUCUUCUACACUUUGCACUUUGUUCAGGCAGCCAUUCUGAUCCCGCGGUUCGAAUCUAUUAUUCGGAUCGAUUGUUCCAGCAGCUAGAAUCAGCAAAGGAAGAUUACAUUCGUGCCACCGUUGGUAUUUGGAAGGAACAGAAGAUCCUUCUUCCAAAGCUCAUAGAUUCAUAUGCCAAGGACUCAAAACUAAGCUCUCAAAGAUUGGUGGAAAUGGUUCGGUGUUACCUUCCUGAGACUCUUAGGAUGGCCAUGCAGAGAUGCCAAAAUGGCAGAUCCAAGAAGACCAUCGAGUGGGUUCCCCACAACUUCAGUUUCAGAUACCUGCUCUCAAAAGAAUUGACAAGUUACAGCAGAUAGAAAGAGACUUAAGAAUGAGAUUUGGCUGCCAUGAGUGAGCUGAUGGUUCCAUUACUUUGUUUCUUCUUCACAGGAAAAAGGAGUAGGCAGACUUGUAUAUGGAGGUUGCAAUGUAAUUUACAUGUGUAUGUAUAGUCCAAAUGAACCUUGAUCAACAAGGUACAGUGAGUUUGCCUUUCUUUUUUUCUUUUGAGGAAAUUGCAUAGAUUGGACUGAUUAGUUUCAAGAAAUGUUGGAGUUUUACAUCUUCUCAUGUGAUCAUCACUACUGUUUAGGCCCGGAAGAAGGCAUAGAUGUCGGUG